This is a messenger RNA of Pan troglodytes (chimpanzee), 1698 nucleotides long. It is a transcript of the gene CNIH1, whose product is annotated as cornichon family AMPA receptor auxiliary protein 1. Gene Ontology annotation, biological process: vesicle-mediated transport. The record is from RefSeq and is a predicted model, not a curated record. The transcript has 5 exons. NCBI's taxonomy places the organism in Eukaryota, Metazoa, Chordata, Mammalia, Primates, Hominidae. Bases 174 to 812 code for a protein of 212 amino acids.
GUUCAUUUCCGGCACUAUACUAAGUUCUUUCAGUGCAGGUACUAUCUUAUUCAUCUUUGUAUCUGAAGCGAGAAGCGCGGUACCUGUAACAAACUAGGCAUUCAUUCAAUAAAUAUUUGUUGAAAGAAUAAACGCAAGAAGGAAGGAAAAAUCAAUCAACAACUGUGCGGACAAUGUCAGUGCAACGCAGACUCCGGCCAUCAGAGGGCGCCGGGGCGGCUGGGCUGGUGCGCAGGCGCGCUGAGAGGGCUGGCGCCGCGGCGGUAGCGGUGGCGGUCGCGGCUGUGGCCGGUGGAAGUGAAUGGUUUUACCCAGAGGGCCCUGCGCCGCCUUUCUCCGCUGGCAACGGCGCCGCUCCCCGCUCCUCCUCCCCAGCCAUGGCGUUCACGUUCGCGGCCUUCUGCUACAUGCUGGCGCUGCUGCUCACUGCCGCGCUCAUCUUCUUCGCCAUUUGGCACAUUAUAGCAUUUGAUGAGCUGAAGACCGAUUACAAGAAUCCUAUAGACCAGUGUAAUACACUGAAUCCCCUUGUACUCCCAGAGUACCUCAUCCACGCUUUCUUCUGUGUCAUGUUUCUUUGUGCAGCAGAGUGGCUUACACUGGGUCUCAAUAUGCCCCUCUUGGCAUAUCAUAUUUGGAGGUAUAUGAGUAGACCAGUGAUGAGUGGCCCAGGACUCUAUGACCCUACAACCAUCAUGAAUGCAGAUAUUCUAGCAUAUUGUCAGAAGGAAGGAUGGUGCAAAUUAGCUUUUUAUCUUCUAGCAUUUUUUUACUACCUAUAUGGCAUGAUCUAUGUUUUGGUGAGCUCUUAGAACAACACACAGAAGAAUUGGUCCAGUUAAGUGCAUGCAAAAAGCCACCAAAUGAAGGGAUUCUAUCCAGCAAGAUCCUGUCCAAGAGUAGCCUGUGGAAUCUGAUCAGUUACUUUAAAAAAUGACUCCUUAUUUUUUAAAUGUUUCCACAUUUUUGCUUGUGGAAAGAAUGUUUUCAUAUGUUAUACUCGGAUAAAGAUUUUAAAUGGUAUUACGUAUAAAUUAAUAUAAAAUGAUUACCUCUGGUGUUGACAGGUUUGAACUUGCACUUCUUAAGGAACAGCCAUAAUCCUCUGAAUGAUGCAUUAAUUACUGACUGUCCUAGUACAUUGGAAGCUUUUGUUUAUAGGAACUUGUAGGGCUCAUUUUGGUUUCAUUGAAACAGUAUCUAAUUAUAAAUUAGCUGUAGAUAUCAGGUGCUUCUGAUGAAGUGAAAAUGUAUAUCUGACUAGUGGGAAACUUCAUGGGUUUCCUCAUCUGUCAUGUAGAUGAUUAUAUAUGGAUACAUUUACAAAAAUAAAAAGCGGGAAUUUUCCCUUCGCUUGAAUAUUAUCCCUGUAUAUUGCAUGAAUGAGAGAUUUCCCAUAUUUCCAUCAGAGUAAUAAAUAUACUUGCUUUAAUUCUUAAGCAUAAGUAAACAUGAUAUAAAAAUAUAUGCUGAAUUACUUGUGAAGAAUGCAUUUAAAGCUAUUUUAAAUGUGUUUUUAUUUGUAAGACAUUACUUAUUAAGAAAUUGGUUAUUAUGCUUACUGUUCUAAUCUGGUGGUAAAGGUAUUCUUAAGAAUUUGCAGGUACUACAGAUUUUCAAAACUGAAUGAGAGAAAAUUGUAUAACCAUCCUGCUGUUCCUUUAGUGCAAUACAAUAAAACUCUGAAAUUAAGACUCA